CUAUAGUUGAUCUGGGAAUUCAAAGCGCCCAGUUCAAAUUGUAUCAAUCUUCAAACAUCAAAACAGGUACGCUUUCAACAAGAAAUUACCCAUCUCCUAAUCAUCACCUGUCAUCUGCAUCGACUCAGAUUCAGGGGCUCAAACAAAGAAUACAACCUACAUAGAGGCAUCCCUCCGGAAUACAACCAGCAGCCAAGGAUAACCAUCCCAGCAAAACUACCCAACUAUGUCAACAACUGAAAGAAUCAGGGAGAAAUGAAAUACGGGACUGCCCAGUUGGCCAGGAUUCUUGGAGAAAAUUAGGAGUUCGAAUCUCCUUGGCUGCGUCAAUAGGAAUAAGGCUUCUGUGUAGUAGCUUCGAUGAUUUAUCACGUGUUCUUGAGCUUUAGAGGUGAAGACACCCGCAAGACCUUCACCGACCACCUCUAUACCGCUUUGUCCGAUGCAGGUUUUCGCACGUUUCGAGAUGAUGAUGGGAUUGAGAGAGGUAAAAAUGUUAAGUCAGAACUGGACAAGGCUAUAAAAGAAGCAAGGUGUUCAAUAGUUGUGCUUUCCAAAGACUAUUCUUCUUCUGGAUGGUGCCUUGAUGAACUCGUGAUGAUCCUCAAACGCAAGAGGACAUCAUCGGGGGCUGGGCAUGUAGUUUUACCUGUCUUCUAUGAUGUGGAUCCCUCCGAAGUUAGGAAGCAAACAGGGAGCUUCGGAAAGGCUUUUGGUAGACACGAAGAGCGAUUAAAUGCGGAAACCAACGAAAGUAAAAAGGAGUACUUGAGGCAAAAGGUGCAAUUAUGGAGGGGAGCACUUAGAGAAGUUGCUGAUCUAGCAGGGAUGGUCUUAAAAAAUCAAGCUGACGGGGUGCAAGUAUGGAGGAGAGCACUGAGAGAAGUUGCCGAUCUAGUAGGAAUGGUCUUAAAAAAUCAAGCUGACGGGCAUGAGUCGAAAUUUAUCCAGAAAAUUGUAAGAGUGAUUAGAGAUCAGUUGAACCAACCAGUUUUACACGUUGCCCACCACCUAAUUGGAAUUGAAUCUCAAGUCAGAGACAUCAAUUCAUGGUUACUGGACGAGUCCAACGUCAGGAUAGCAGUGAUUUAUGGGAUGGGUGGAAUAGGCAAGACAACUAUUGCUACAUUUGCUUAUAAUUUGAACGUUGAAAGAUUUCAAGCCAGUAGUUUUCUUGCAAAUAUUAGAGAAAUUUCAGAAGGACGCGAGGGUUUAGUUCAUUUACAAACGCAACUUCUUUCCGACAUUUUAAAAAGAAAAAAUGAAAAAAUAAGGAGUGUUGCUGAAGGAAUCAUUAAGCUCAAAGAUGCCAUUAGUUGCAAAAGAGUUCUUGUAGUUCUUGAUGAUGUGGAUGACAGAGCCCAGUUUGAUGCCUUAAUUGGAAUGCGUGAUUGGUUUCAUCCAGGAAGUAAAAUUAUCUUAACCACCAGGAACAUUCGUCUGUUGAAGGCUAAUGAAGUUGAUGAGUCAUUUGAGGUGGUGGGAUUAGAUUUUGAUGAAUCAUUGGAGCUUUUCAGUUGGCAUGCCUUUGGACAAGACCAUCCCAUUGAGGGUUACACUGAGCUUUCACAAAGGGUGGUACUACACUGUGGAGGGGUUCCUUUGGCCCUUCAAGUUUUGGGUUCGUCUCUAUCUGACCAUAGCUUAGACGUAUGGAAAAACACAUUGCAGAAACUGGCAGCUAUUCCCAAUGCAAAAAUCCUUGAAAAGUUGCAAAUAAGCUAUGACUAUCUAGAUUACAAUGACAAGCAAUUGUUCCUCCACAUUGCUUGUUUCUUUAUUGGAAAGGGCAAAGAUUUCGUAGUAAGAAUUCUAGAUGAUCUCUACCCAACAGUUGGGAUUCAAACUCUCAUUGACAGAUGUCUGUUAACUAUUAAUGGACACAACAAGUUGAUGAUGCACCAACUUCUCCAGCAAAUGGGAAGAGAAAUUGUUUGCCAAGAAUCACCCAAGGAGCCUGGUAAACGUAGCAGAUUGUGGCACUACAAGGAUUCCUUUAAAGUAUUGAGUGAAGAAAUUGGAACAGACACAAUUGAGGGCCUCUACCUUGACAUGCAUCAUGUGUUGGAGGAAGAUAGUCAUUAUGUGCUGCAGACAGAUACUCGGUUAAGGGAAAAUUUUGGUUUUAGUAAUGUAAAAUGUCCCUGCUUCGAAGAACUUAAUCAUGAAUCAUUGUCUUCUGAACAAGGCUAUUCACUGAUACAGCGUUUUCUUAGUUUGUUCAUUUGGUGCUCAAGAAGUUCAGAUCAGGUGGGUUUGAGAACUGAUGCAUUUACAAGGAUGCACAAUCUUAAAUAUCUCCAGCUCAAUAAUGUAGAAAUCAAGGGAAGAUACACAAAUUUCCCUGAAGGAUUAAGAUGCUUGACUUGGCAUGGCUUCCCUUUAACAUCCAUACCAACUGAAUUUUCUCUAAAGAGACUGGUUUCUCUUGACUUGCGCUAUAGCAAAUUGGAGCAAGUUUGGAAGGGAGAAAUGUUUCUGACAUCAUUGAAAAUCCUCAAUCUCAGUCAUUCCAAUGGCCUCAAGAAUACCCCCAAAUUCACUGGACUCCCUAAUCUUGAGAAAUUGGUCCUUAAGUAUUGCAUAAGUUUGGUAGAGGUUCAUGAAUCGAUUGGGGAAUUAGAGAGUCUUGUUUUGUUGAAUCUCACAGGCUGCGAAAAUCUUAAGAAGCUUCCCAGUGAAAUUGGUCAUUUAACAUCCCUAGAAAAACUCAUUCUCUCUGGUUGUUCAAAGCUUGAUCAGUUGCCUGCAGAGCUCGGACAGAUGAAAUCUAUAACAGUGCUCCAUGCAGAUGGAAUUUCACAAGACAUUGGUGAGGAAGGAUCACGGACUUCCCUCGUCUGGUCUUUGGUAUUGAAACCGGGAAAAAGUCCAAAAACAUUGCCUUCUUUACCUGGCUCACUAGUUGAAUUAAGUCUUUCAAACUGCAAUCUGUCAAGUGAUGAUCUUGCGAAAUGCCUUGGGAGCUUAUCUGUGUUGAAGGACUUGGAUCUGAGCGGGAAUCCAAUUUCCAGCCUUCCAGUGAGCAUCAAAGGUCUUGCUGGGCUCCAAUCACUUAACCUAAGUUAUUGCUCGAGACUUCGAUCGCUACCGGAACUUCCAAUGUCUUUACAAGAGUUGUAUGCUUCUGACUGUAGAUCACUGAAAACGAUAACAAAUCUUCCUAACCUGUUGAGAUCUCUAAGUUUGGACAUUGAGGGUUCUAAAGUAGUUGAGGUUCAGGGGAUGUUCAAGUUAGAGCCCAUUGGAAAUGUCGAUGCAGAAAUCAUUAACGAGAUGGGCUUAUCAUCUGAGUUGGAGGCCAUGGGAAGCCUUGAGGUGGAAUUCUAUAGCCCGUUGCAUGCCGGGGAAAGUGUAAUGAAGGGUCCACUUCAGGUACUACAUGAAUGUGGUAUAUACAACAUAUUUCUUCCAAGGAGCGAGGUGCCUGCUGGCUGGUGCAGUAGCUGCUAUAAGAGAACGGGGUCCUCGAUAACAUUCAACGUGUCUUCACUUCCUAAUCUCAAGAUCCAAGCCUUGAAGAUAUAUGUUGUCUUUGCAUGUCUCCAUUGCAGGAACUAUGGCUAUAGUUUCGACAAUAUCACACUCAACAAUGUGACCAAGGGUCUGAAGUGGGCCUACAGCCCAUUGUUCAGUCUCAUUCAACGCGAUAACGGUAUGAUUGUAUGGUUAAGCCAUUGGAAGAUUGGGAAUCAAAUAAUAUUGGAAGCUGGUGAUGAAGUGAAUGUGUCGGCGGGCUCAGCAAAGGACUGGUGGUUGGUAGAGGAAAUUGGAGUUGAUAUUGUGUAUGAUGAGCCUGAAGAGAAAGGUAGCCAACACCAUAAAGCCUAUACUCGUCAUCAAAAUGUCACCAAUGUUGGAGAUCUACCAGAAUAUCAAUUGACACCAGGCUAUUACCAUCUAUGCCAUUUUGGUAACCAUCGAAAAUACCACCAGUAUGGUAGUGUAAAUUUUGGACCUGCGGAAAAGAUUAUAUUUUUUGAGGAAUCUGAAGAUAUUGCAGUGAGAAGGUGGGUUGCUCAUAAAGAACGUGUUCGGUUGACCUUUGAAGAUUCUGCAAGCUGUACUGAUAAAGGAGAAUUGUUUGCUCAUAUAGAACGUCAUCGGCGGAUCUAUAAUAAAGAAAAAUAUUCAAGCUUUACUAAUGAAGAGUUCGAUGAAGAAUCUGCAAGCUUUACUAAAGAAGAGUUCGAUGUAGAAUCUGCAAGCUUUAGCUUUACUAAUGAAGAGUUUGAUGAAGAAUCUGCAAGCUUUACUAAUGAAGAAGAAUCUGCAAGCUUUACUAAUGAAGAGUGAGAAAAGAAAUG
Messenger RNA from Rhododendron vialii, 4307 nucleotides. RefSeq names its product disease resistance protein RPV1-like. Gene Ontology annotation, biological process: signal transduction; defense response. The transcript is spliced from 10 exons. The coding region runs from base 361 to 4296 and encodes 1311 amino acids. The record is from RefSeq and is a predicted model, not a curated record. Gene Ontology annotation, molecular function: protein binding; ADP binding. Lineage: Eukaryota; Viridiplantae; Streptophyta; Magnoliopsida; Ericales; Ericaceae.